Anastrepha obliqua is the source of this 2182-nucleotide messenger RNA. RefSeq names its product GTP-binding protein Rit2 (gene Ric). Lineage: Eukaryota; Metazoa; Arthropoda; Insecta; Diptera; Tephritidae. The transcript has 6 exons. Gene Ontology annotation, molecular function: GDP binding; GTP binding; calmodulin binding. Gene Ontology annotation, cellular component: plasma membrane. Gene Ontology annotation, biological process: Ras protein signal transduction. The coding region runs from base 353 to 1000 and encodes 215 amino acids. The record is from RefSeq and is a predicted model, not a curated record.
GACAGCAUAACAAUGCCACUAAAUACACAUAAAAAGUCGAAAAAUCGAAUUGCGAGAAGAAUGGUGCACUUAAAUUAAAUUUCGUUGUUUCUAUUUUAAGUCCAAAGUUGGCACGCAAAAUUAAGUUUUAAUAAACUAAAGUGAUUAAGAACAACAACCGAACAAAUCCCAGGAUGAUGAUUGAAAACUAACUUAUAUCUGUUUUGUUUGGUCAUCGCCAGUGUCUGGAACUUCAGAAUUAGAAACACAGGCAACAUACAAAACUGACAACAUCAUAAUUAUUGAUAAAGAUGAAAGCAAUGUUUAUUUUUUAAGGCUAUCUGUGUACUCAGAAAAAUAAAUUUAACGAGCUAUGCCAGAAAAACGGAAUACACCGCAUGAAUUGCGUGUCUACAAAAUUGUGAUACUAGGUGAUGGAGGCGUUGGAAAGUCGGCUGUCACUUUGCAAUUCGUAAGUCAUAGUUUUACGGAUUACCAUGACCCAACGAUCGAAGACUCCUAUCAGCAACAAGCAGUUAUUGAUGGUGAAGCAGCACUGCUGGAUAUACUCGAUACUGCUGGCCAGGUUGAGUUCACAGCUAUGCGUGACCAAUAUAUGCGUUGUGGCGAAGGUUUCAUAAUAUGUUAUUCAGUAACAGACAGACACAGUUUUCAAGAGGCGUCAGAGUAUCGCAAACUAAUUCAACGCGUAAGACUAUCUGAGGACAUACCAUUAGUGUUAAUAGCAAACAAGAUUGAUUUGGUGUUAGCAAGAAAAGUAACAACUGAGGAAGGAAAAAAUUUGGCUAAUCAGUUUGGCUGCCCUUUUUUCGAGACGUCUGCUUGUGAGAGGCUUUGCAUUGAUGAACCUUUCUACACACUUGUACGAGAAAUACGUCGAAAAGAGGCACAAGGUAGCGGUACAAGCUCGGAAAAGUUACAUUCCCGCCGCAGAAGUCGUUGGUGGCGGAUACGUUCGAUUUUUGCUUUGGUUUUUCGACGCCGCAGAAAUCUCAAUUAAGUGCACGGAAAUACAUUGAUAUGUCAUGCCAAUAGUAGUAAUUCAUGGGCAACUAUAAAGAUACACACUAUAAAUUGGAAAAGCAUGGGCAGACUUGUGAAGGUUGUAUUUCGACCCACUCUUAUCUUAUUAAUAUUUAUUUAAACCAAAUACAUUAAAAAUGCCAGUCCCUCCUACACCGGCCUCAAAAUUGUGUAGGCUUAUAAGUUCUUUAUGCUGACUUCAUAUAUAUGAUUGGACAAAUUAUUUCACUAUCUGGUUUGCAGCACAUGCUGCACAUACAAAUACGUUAUAUGCACAAUUUGUUUGAAAUGACCAAGCUACGGCAAUUAGUUUAUUGAUUCUUAUGGAAUUAUGGAUAUAGUUACUCUAACUGUGUAAAGUCGAACGACCGAGGAUUGAAACACAUGUUACAUGUUUUGAAUGAAAUUAAAUAUAUCGAAUCAAAUGGAUACUUUAUUUUAAAAUGUGAGUUCUAAACACAUUGAGAUUCAUCGAUACCAAAUAUGCAUGUCAUAUAAAAACAUCUUUGUACGUAUGUGAAACUAAAAAAAUAUAUGUAUAUCUGUUAAUAAACCAAGUAAUUAGCUCUUUAGUCGUGUCCUGUAAAUACAUAUGAAUAUAAAUAUGUAUGUAUGAAAAUAAAAUUUAUUAGAAAUGGAAGAACAUGAAACGUGGUGACGAAUAAACAGAUAUUAUACAGGUAAAAGAAAUAGAGAACCCAAAGUCUUCAGUAAACUGUUUUUUUAAGUAUACUAAAUCUCUAAAUGAGGUGUUGAUAAAACGUAUACACAAUUCUUCCAAAUGAAUUGAUUCAACCUUCAAAGUUAAAUUGCUAAAUUUAAUAAAAAAAAAAAAAAAAUAAAUAUAUAUAUAUAUAUAAAGUUACAUAAAACUUGUUAAUUUUGAGCAAAAUAACUAGCUGUGUUAUACUCACAGGACAUAUUUGAGUGAGUGAUACAUUUUCUAAUGCGCCAACUAUUGCGAUCUCAAUCUAACACACAUAUAAGCCAUAUUACUAUUAUUGUUGGGGAAUGUUUCGAAUACUUCCAAACAUCACGCUAUCAAUCUCCUAAAUUUCUACUAAACAAACUGAUGUAAUUGUUACAGAUUUGUUAUUUACUCUAUAAUGCAAAACAUACUCAAUUAAGCAAAUAGUUUAAUUUCAAUUAAAAACUGUUA